CUCGGGUCACGUGACAGCAGAUCGCCGCCGAACGCGUUCUCUUUUCAGGUGCUUUUUCCGCUGCCAGCUUUUACUCCCGACGCUCGGCGGGCCAUUUCUCCCCGCAAAGGCCGCACGUUCCCAGGAGGUUACAAACUCACCGUGCGCCACCAUCCUCAUCAUCACAGAAUACUGACCGGUUUUUCACCCAAAAUUGGAGCGCGCGUGGUGGAGGAUGACUGGCAAAACGCAGACUAGCAACGUGACCAACAAGAAUGACCCUCGCUCGCUCAACUCGCGCGUCUUCAUCGGCAACCUCAACACGGCCAUCGUCAAGAAGACGGACAUCGAGGUGAUCUUUGCCAAGUACGGCAAGAUCGUGGGCUGCUCCGUGCACAAGGGCUACGCCUUCGUGCAGUACGUCAACGAGCGCAAUGCCCGGGCGGCCGUGGCGGGCGAGUACGCCCGGGUCAUCGCCGGGCAGCCUCUCGACAUAAACAUGGCCGGUGAGCCGAAACCAUACAGGCCCAAAGUCUCCAAGAGGCCUCUUUCAGCGGUCUACAGUGGUUACGAGUUUGACUACGAGUACUACAGAGAUGACUUCUACACCAGGCUUUUCGACUACCACGGCCGAGCGGCGGCGGCUGUGCCGCCGCGAGCCGCGGUCCCCCCGAAGCGCUCCAGGGUGGCGGCGGCCUCGUCCCGCCGCCUCAAGACCUCCUUGCCCGCCAAGACGUCCUCGUCCUCGUCGUCCUCGUCCUCCAGACCGCCCGCCUCCUCCUCCUGCUCACCCGCCGUCAAACCAGUGAAGACGGAGCAGCUGCAGACCAUCAAGAGGGAGCUGACGCAAAUCAAGACCAAGAUCGACUCCCUGCUGGGACGCCUGGACAAGAUUGAGAUGCAGCAGCGAGCCGAGUCCGAGGCUCAGAGGAAGUACGAGGACAACAGCGACUCGCUGCACAACGAGUCCGCGGCGGACAACUCCGGCGAGGAGGACGGCGACGGUGUGCUGAUGGCCGGCGAGGCCGGUGAGAUGAGCGACGGCGGUGAGGGCGAGUACGAGGAGGAAGAGGGUGCCCAUCAUCUGAUGGAGAACCACGUUUCCGACAUCGACAACUGAGGACGAGGACGCCGAGGGAUUCUUCGGCAGGCGGGAACUGACGACGAGUCGGGACUGGAUCAAAACGUGAUGUACAGUAUGUAAACAAAACUAACAACAACAAAAAACAAGGGGGCGAUUUGCCGCCCCCCAAGCAAGAGGCCAACGGUCCUGCGCACUUGCAAAGUUUCUGUUGUGCAUUUGACUGUACGCCGAUCCACUUUGGAUUUGGACGUCUUUAGUCGUCCAUUUUGCACCCAAAAUGGAAUCUCCUCAUGCUUUUUGGGGGGAGGGGUGGAGGGACGACAAUUCAUGGUCUGCUAGGAUCAUAACAACAACAAAAUAUGCUGCAUUGGAUAUAAAUUUCACUUUUAAUCAAUAUUUUCCAACAUGAAAGGUGAAAAACGGUCUGUAUGGUUGUAGAUGGCACCAUGUGACCUGGAUUUGUCAGCCUAAUAGUUAAAAUGUUCUAUUUUACAAGAAUACUUAUUGAUUCAUAAUCCUUCUAUUUCUUUAUAUUUUGUGUAUUGAUUACAAAAAAUAGUUGCGCUCUCAGGGUGCCCAAAAAGUGCUGAUGAAGCUGUAAUUCAGCAUGCUGAUAAUAUUCAGUUUAUGCCAAACGGUCAAAAUAAACAAAUGUCAACGUGUCAUUAUUACUUUUUUUACAUUUACAUUUUAAUUUGGGUGCCACAAGUGAGGAAUCCCAGAUCUAAUCUAAUCAAAUUCCACUUUCAAAUGCUGACGUGUCUUUUUGUUGGCCAAAAUGGACAAGAAGAAACAUCGUGGUCUGCUUCUCAUUCGAGACAUAAACUGAAGUCCGUCUGAUCAGACGGACUUCGGCCGACUCAUUCCAGCACUCGUCGGAGACCUAAUCCUCAUCAUCAUCACCUUGGCUUUAUGGCUCUUCGCUCUCCAUUUGCAUUGCAGGCCUUGCUGGAUUUUGAAGUGAGCGCUGCUCUUUCAAGGGUCACGGCACUCACAUUCGCCCCCCCAACAAGUCCACAAAAGUACAAUGAAUCACGGUGGCGAUACAUUCUACACUGUUUUUUUCAUUUUUUUAUUUUUUUACCCCUCCCACAUGCUUUACAAAACAUGAAAACAUUCAACUUAGCUUUAUUGAUCACUUUAACAACCAGCAUUUUAAAACACACCAACAUUUCAAAAGACACAUUUUACAAAGUAUUCCUGAGCAACUCUUCUCACUCUCUCGCUGUCACAAAAAGGAGAGACUCAUUUGGACAACAUCACUUGAAGGAAGCAAAGAAAGAAAGAGACUCGCUGCCAGUUCUCCAAAUAAGAGACCGAGUGUGCUUGCUUCAAGUUGUUGUUGUUGUUUUUUUUUUAGUUUUAAGUUUCCUGCAGAAUUGACACGUACAACAUGCGUGUUUCUGGUGCAUUUCGUCAAAAUUAAAUUAUCUGUAAGCAGUUUAUUUUCAGGGUCAUGUGGUAAGAUAAGUUUGAAAUAAUAUCAUAGUUUGUGGUGUAUUUCUGGUUUCAACCAUUACUAUUGGCAAUUAUAACGUUUUGGGGUUGUCAACGAUGCUUGUUUUUUUUUGCUAUUCAUGUCAGGACUCAGUCUCUAAUUUUGGUCAUUAAACUUCAUUUCAAAAAUGCUGAAAAAUAUUUAUUUUAUCCAGAUCAGCAUCAAAGUGUAACAUUUCCUUCCUUUCCCCAAAAAAACUAACAAAGGAAUUGUCCUUGGUGGAGGUAAAUAACUCCAAAGUGGCGCCCUGUUGUUGAUUUGCGUGCACUGGCCCUUUAAAUCACAGAGCAGCAACUCAAAUCCAAUCAAGAAUAAGACAAAAAAAAAAGGCUUUUAACAAUUGCUUCUUACAUUAGUCCAUUUUUUGAUUGCCUGGGAGUAGUAGUUACCAUGGCAACAGUAGUUCAAUGACCGUUUGUUGUCGAUAGGCCUCAACUGUUGUACAGAAAAAAAAUUCUUUUUUUUUUGGGAGAAAUAUUUUUAUCAAAAGGCAUGAUUACUGUACUUUGCAUUUUCUUUUUAUCUAUGAAAAGGCGAGGGAAAAAAUAAUGGUACAGUAUAUAUAGGAAAAUUGCUGUACGGAAAUGAGGUUUAUUGUUGUUUAUUGUGUAUAUAUAUCAAACUCAUUGUGUUCAUAUGAGGUCAAUAAAGUUUGUGUCACGUUUAAUUAAAACGCCUUCUUUG
This is a messenger RNA of Phycodurus eques (leafy seadragon), 3245 nucleotides long. It is a transcript of the gene ralylb, whose product is annotated as RNA-binding Raly-like protein. The transcript is spliced from 10 exons. Gene Ontology annotation, molecular function: RNA binding. The record is from RefSeq and is a predicted model, not a curated record. Lineage: Eukaryota; Metazoa; Chordata; Actinopteri; Syngnathiformes; Syngnathidae. Bases 215 to 1099 code for a protein of 294 amino acids. Gene Ontology annotation, cellular component: nucleus.